AUGUCUGCUUCGUCGUCGUGUGAAGAGUGGACCACGGUCCCUGAGCACUUCGACGUGGAGUCCGAAGACGAGAAUCAGCAUCUCGAUGAGGAUAUGGUCUCUGAAGAUGAGACCCAAUAUUACGUCGAGGACAUCGCCUCUGAUGAUGACCUCCCUGACCUUGAGGACGCCUCUUAUCCUGAAGCGCCCGAGCCUGCGGAUUCCCCCUUUCCCGGCCUCGCCCUGCUCCUAAAUACGUUUAGGGACCUUCUCGAGCGCAUCGAAAACCUGCUUCGAUUCCUCUCGGGUGCCGCUCUGUUUCUUGUGCCCCUCGCUCUUCUUGCUUUCAUCAGGCUUGUGGCCGAUUUCCAGGCCGGUCCCUUCUUCAAGCUCGCUUCGGUUCCGAAGACAAAUGCCACGGUUUCGACGCUUUGGGUCACGGUCACGGUAGCCACGCCCACGAUGACAUGGAUUCUCCCGGCACGCCCCACGAAGAGCUUCACGGUUACGAAAACGAGUGUAGAGACUGUCACUGUCACAGCUUUCCCUUCUCCUUUAGCAUCCAACGGUGUACAUGGUGCUAAACGCGUCCAGGAUGCGCUAUCCAAGCUCGAGCGUCUGGGCGAAGCUGUCCUGACAGUUGGUUACUCCAGGGAAUCUGCGAAGUCUCCUGGAGACCCUCAUUCUGCUGCUGCUCAUAGCAACACACAAGCGCUCCAAGCGUGCCUUUCCAGUGCACAAGACACGGCCUCCUCGAUGUUCUCGACGUCGGCGCUCACGGCCAGCGCACCAGCUUCUAAGAAGACGGGACACACUAGCAACACCAAGAAAGCACCCAGGUGGUCCUCCGAAGCCUCAUGGAACGCCGGUACGGUGGAGAUAUUCGCCUCAAUCUGGGCCGAUGCCAUUACUGCAGCGUCUUCCGCUGUUUUCGAAUACACGAGCGCCGUCCUCCCAGAUUGCUCGUCUGCGUCGUUAUUACUACUGCCCAUGCUUACUGAGAAGGCCGACGACGCCGCUCUGAGCCAGCAGGUUUUCACCGACGGUUUCGAAAUCUGCGUUCAUGCUGAUCGGGCUUUGGAAUGCGUUGGCCGCGGCGUGGCCCGCGCAGUGGCCGCAGCAGCAGUGAGGAGGAAGGACUAG
Trematosphaeria pertusa is the source of this 1122-nucleotide messenger RNA. RefSeq lists its product as uncharacterized. The record is from RefSeq and is a predicted model, not a curated record. Lineage: Eukaryota; Fungi; Ascomycota; Dothideomycetes; Pleosporales; Trematosphaeriaceae. The transcript has 5 exons. Bases 1 to 1122 code for a protein of 373 amino acids.